Molecule: messenger RNA, 2500 nt
Organism: Anguilla rostrata (American eel)
Lineage: Eukaryota; Metazoa; Chordata; Actinopteri; Anguilliformes; Anguillidae
Gene: gcfc2
Product: GC-rich sequence DNA-binding factor 2
Exons: 16
Coding region: 106-2331 (741 amino acids)
Biological process (GO): mRNA splicing, via spliceosome
Cellular component (GO): nucleus
Molecular function (GO): DNA binding
Source: RefSeq, a predicted model, not a curated record
CGUUUUUCCGACCUACGUUUGUCCACAACAGCGCCUCAUACUUGUGCGCUUCAGACAGCUGCUGCUCCUUUGGCUAAAGUUAGCCAGUCGGAUUUUACUUAAAUCAUGUUCAGUAAAAAGCCCAGAAGAAACUUCAGGACAAGGCGGGAUGAAUCAAGUGAAGAAGAUGAACAGAAAACUAACGAGGGAGAAGAAAAUAGCAUUAAACCUGCCCCCGUUCUACGACGGUCAAAGUUGCCGCAAAGCAGGGGAAUUUCCUGUUCUUCCAAGCCGGAGGUGGCCACCGAUGAAACGAAGUCACAGACUACUGCUGAAGAUGCUAACGAUAAAAACAAGGCUGUUACAGACGGAGAACUGUUUCAACGAGCUGAAAAGAAGGAAAACCUGAAGAAUGAUGCGCUAAGUUCGUCUGAUGUAAAAGAAGGUGGUAUUCCUGAUGCGAAGCUGAUCCGUGCAGCACUGAGACGAAGGAGAGAGGCGAAAGCACAGAAAGAUUAUAUCCCCCUGGCCCGGGAACGGGAGGGCUCUCAUUCAUCAGAGGAAGAGUCGGAAAGGGAUGGUGCUGAUGAUGAUGAUGAUGAUGACGACGACGACGAUGACCACGAGCGCCGAAUCCAGUUUGCUCCCAAGCUCAAAACUCUUAGAGAGAGGGUAGCUGAGGAAAUGGGUGGAAGUGACAGUGAGGAGGAUGGAACAGACAGUCAGGAAGACGAGGACCAGACGAUGUGGGAGGAACAGCAAAUCCGAAAAGGGGUCACGGUGUACAAGCAGUCUUCCCAGGACACCGUAAGGCAGAAAAAGAAAUACAACAUUCCUGAAUCUCUUCCGCAAAUCAGCAUUGAUGUCAUAAAGAAGAGAGUCAGUGCAAAGUUGGAAACGCUGAGGCAGGUGAGCCGGCGCAGUGUGAUGGACCUGCAGAGGGUCCAGCUGGACAUGGACAGCGCCAAGGCUACCCUGGAGCAGCUGGAGAGCGGGUCCAGUCACGAGCAGCACAGGUUCUACAAGGGCAUGGGGCUCUACACCCAGAACCUGCUGGAGUGCCUAGGAGAGAAGGUGGUGGAGAUAAAUGCAGUGGAGCUGGACAUGCACACUCUCCUGAUUGACCAGGCGGAGGUGCUGUUGUCCCGCAGGCGUGAGUCUGUGAGGGAGGUGUCCACUCGUCUCCAGCUGCUGGCUUAUGGCACGGAUCCAUCCGACAACGGACAUGGAGACAAAGCGCAGUUAGAGGUGCGGGAGCAAAGCCAGUCCUGCGAGACGGCAGAUGCAGAAUAUGAGAACCUGCCGGCUGACGACGAACCCCUGCCUGAGGAGGCUGCCGAGCUGUGCAGGAAGAGAGAUGAGAUCCUGACGAAAGCAGAGAAUAUCUUUGCGGACGUUCACAAUGAGUUCUCGGACGUGAAGAACAUCCUCUGCAAGUUUAACAAAUGGAGAUUCUUGUUCUCGGAGUCGUACGACAACGCGUACAUCAGCCUCUGCAUCCCCAAACUCCUCGCCCCUCUCGUCAGACAACAGCUCAUCGGCUGGAACCCCUUAAAUCCUGACUGCAAGGACAUUGAGGCCUUUCCUUGGUAUUCUGCUGUAGAGGACUUCUGUCUCAGGAAGGGAUGCAAUGAGGCAGAGAACACAGACAUUUCAGUUCUGAAGUCUAUCAUUGAGAAGUCAAUUUUGCCAAAAAUCCAAGGUUUCGUGGAGCUAAUCUGGGACCCUCUAUCCACGGGACAGUCUCAGUGCCUGGCCGGUCUUUGCCGAACUCUACUGGAUGACUACAAGAUGCUCUCUGGGGAACAGAGCAAACCCGUCAAGGCUCUUUUAGAAGCUGUUGCAGUUCGACUGAGGAGCGCUGUGGAUGUCGAUGUCUUUAUCCCUCUUUAUCCAAAAAGGUUUUUAGAUGAUGCAAGUUCCCCACAGUUUCAAUUUCGAGACAAACAGUUCUACUCUGCUGUAAAGCUUCUGCACAACAUCACGCUUUGGCACGGUCUGGUUCCAGAGGACGUGUUGAUAGAGCUCGGACUGACCAAACUACUGAGCCGCUACCUCAUGAUAACUCUCCGGAGUGCACCGUGCGAAAGGCAUUCUGUGGAGAAAUGCAAAAAGGUUGCUGUGUGUUUUCCCAAGUCCUGGUUUGAAGAUGUGGACGCCGGUGCAUCCAUUCCUGAGCUUCGAAUGUUCAGCGAGCACCUACACCAGACUGCACAUGCACUGUGCAAAAAGAACCCAAUCACCGCCAUUACAAGGGAGAUUGUCACUGAUCUGUUGAUUCUUCUGAGAAACAUGAAGGCUUUGGACAGUGUGACAGAUAUAGUCGAAACUUACCAUUUUGAGGGAUUUUAAGGACUCAGGUUUUCGUAGGUAGAUUUGUACAAAUUACUGCAUGUAUUACUUUGUUCUCAUGUAUAAAACAACUUCAUGGAUAUAAUUUAUUUUCCUACAGCUGUCAAAUUUUGUAUUUUUGUACUUUGUCAAAGUGUUUUCUUGGUUCAUAAAUCUGUGGUAAAUAAUU